AUGGUGGAUUCAUUUGGAUUACCACCGAGAGAAACGUUGAUCUAUGAAUGUUUCUUGUUAUCGCUUGGUGCUGUGUCAAUGGAGUAUCGACCAAGUGCUGCAUCUGUUAUCAGCAAGGCGAUUGCUUCUUUAAAGCAUCAUGCAAUUGUUGCGAGAACCAUAUUUAUGCAAAUUUAUUACAACAUGAUCGUGGUUUAUAAUAAGAAGAAGCAAAUAACCCAUCGAUUAUUGGCCAGUAAUAUAGAAGUGGCGGUUGCAUCAGCCGAAAAUCGACAAUUGCUUGGUGUUAUAGUCAGAUCACCGAUGAGAGCUUGCGACGAUACAAGUGGAUCAAAUUUGCUGCCUACACGAAUCGAACAACAACGGAAUUUCAGGGCUCAAAGAAAUCAUCGUUUACUUGAAAUGGCAGCAGCUGGAGAAACCUAUAAAAGGGUUGAUUUGUCACCAGUGGAAUUGAUUAACUCUUCUCUCGAGCGACAAGAAGCAUUCUGCGGUAUAACUGGUUUCUUUGUGUUCUUUUUGUCUGAUCGUGUAAAUGCGGAAGCGAUCUAA
Molecule: messenger RNA, 552 nt
Organism: Anisakis simplex (herring worm)
Lineage: Eukaryota; Metazoa; Nematoda; Chromadorea; Rhabditida; Anisakidae
Source: the annotation of a GenBank genome assembly